CUAUGGGUAUAGCAGGCACAGAGGUUGCUAAAGAAAGUGCUGAUAUUAUAGUGCUCGAUGACAACUUUAGCACAAUCGUGAAUGUGGCUAAAUGGGGUCGUCCUGUAUUCAUAAAUAUUCAAAAGUUUGUGCAGUUCCAGCUGACAGUCUGUGUUGUGGCUCUGAUAAUCAAUUUGAUCUCUGCAUGCAUUUCAGGUAUUCAAUGUCAGCAACAAUGGCAUCAAUUCCAGCUUCCUCAAGUUGCUUAAGCCCAUGCUCUUUUGUCAUCACAGCAACUUCUAUGUUUUUUCCACCACUUUCAACAACCU
Molecule: messenger RNA, 308 nt
Organism: Solanum pennellii
Lineage: Eukaryota; Viridiplantae; Streptophyta; Magnoliopsida; Solanales; Solanaceae
Product: probable calcium-transporting ATPase 8, plasma membrane-type
Exons: 2
Coding region: 3-248 (81 amino acids)
Cellular component (GO): intracellular membrane-bounded organelle
Molecular function (GO): P-type calcium transporter activity
Source: RefSeq, a predicted model, not a curated record